CAGUGGAGGGUACUAACGUGGGGUUCAAACCAGCCGUAUUCUUCAUCACAGUUUUAGAUAAGACAGUAUUUUUGGAAUUUAUUGUAAUAUCUGCGGUCGGUCCUGUAUUCUCAGCAUCUAUAUAACCACUAGCCAGGUGGUUUGGCCAGCUACUUCAGAGAGUUAUAUGCCUGCUUGUGUAACGUUACGUUAACUUAACGUUAACUCGCGACAAGUUGCUGUUUUAUUGAGCAAAAAAUAACGUUACCUUUUGCAUUGACGUUAACGUUAGUUAACUAGAAACGUUGAGUUGGCCAUAUUAGUCCCAUUCUCUGCUACACUGUUGACAACAAUGAGCUGAUGCUGAAAGCCUCCUCCACAUUGCUAGAAAGUAAAAGUCUGGUGGGGAAAAGCUUGAAGGAGGAAUCCCGAAGCGCCUCCCCUCACUGCCCCAAACCCGACGAAUCUGAGGAGCCGCUGGGCACAGCCAUGGAGACUGGAGCUGCAAAAGAUGUCAAAGUGAAAUCUGAGGAUAUACCAUCCGAAGGGGUCAUUACUAAGGAAAUGGUGGAAGAAGAGAAGCAGCUGAUGGAGGAAGGAGAGAGGAAGGAAAAGGAGAUGAUGGAAAAGGCCCGGGAAUCAUGGGAGAGGGAUUCUCAUGACAUGCGGUUCAAGAGAUUGCAGCACUUGCUGCAGAAGAGCAACAUCUACUCUAAAUUCCUGCUGACUAAAAUGGAGCAACAACAGAAUGAGGAAAACCUCAGGAAGGAGAAACUGGAAAAGAAGGGCAAGAAGAUGGAGAACACAAACAGUGCAGAGCCUGAGAAAGAUAAAAAGAAGAGGAGGAGGGAUGACGACUACAAAAUAGCGGAUGUCAUGUCAAAAGAAGAAAUCAUGUCGCAGGCCAAGAAAGCAAAAGUGGAGCAAGUGGAGGAGGAGGCACCGGCCCAGAAGAAACUCGAAGCCGAGGACAUCGAGAAGAUGAGCGAUUCCAACCAAGAUAUCAAGAACCGUCUGUCGGAGAUGGUGCGAGACAACGCCAAGCAGCUCCUGGACCCUCACAGGAAGGUGAACGGCCAGCCGGUCCCCGCCCAGCAGCCGCAGCUCUUAACCGGAGGGGUCAUGAGGUGGUACCAGAUUGAAGGCAUCGAGUGGCUGAGGAUGCUGUGGGAGAACGGCAUCAAUGGGAUCCUGGCUGAUGAGAUGGGACUGGGAAAGACCAUCCAGUGCAUUGCUCACAUCGCCAUGAUGAUAGAAAAGAAGGUGAAGGGCCCCUUCCUGGUGGUGGCCCCGCUCUCCACUCUGCCCAACUGGAUCAACGAAUUCAAACGCUUCACACCAGAGGUGUCUGUGCUGCUUUACCACGGCACCCAGCCAGAGAGGGCCAAGCUGCUGAAGCAGAUCCACAGGCCUCAGGGGCCCCUCAGCAUGUGUCCUGUGGUCGUCACCUCUUUUGAGAUCUCCAUGAUUGACAGAAAGUUCCUACAGCGCUUCCACUGGAAGUACCUGAUUGUAGACGAAGGCCACAGGAUCAAAAACCUCAACUGUCGUCUGGUGCGCGAGCUGAAGAUGCUGCCCACUGACAACAAGCUGCUGCUGACGGGCACGCCGCUGCAGAACAACCUGGCUGAGCUCUGGUCCCUCCUCAACUUCCUCUUGCCAGAGGUCUUUGAUGACCUCAAGAGCUUUGAGUCGUGGUUUGACAUCGACUCCCUCGGUGAGGCGGAGAGUGUGGUGGCUGCUGAGCGCGAGCAGAACAUCUUGAGCAUGUUGCACCAGAUUCUGACUCCGUUCCUGCUGAGGCGGCUGAAGUCAGACGUGACGCUGGAGGUUCCUCCUAAGAAGGAGAUUAUUGUUUACGCUCCUCUGACAGCCAAACAGGAGGCCUUUUACACCGCGGUGGUGAACAAGACCAUCAGCAAGAUGCUGGGCCAGGAAAAGACGGAAGCUCCUGUAGCGCUGACGUCGAGUGGCAGGCCGAAGCGUCGCAGUCGAAAUGUGGUGGACUACAAAGAAACCGAUGGAGACUCGCCAAAAGACCUGGAGAAAUAUCUGGAGAGGGUCCGCGAGGAGCUCCAGCAGAGCCCCCGUCCAGUGCUGGAAGUCCAGAGUCCACUGAACUCCCAGAUCAACCUGAAGCUGCAGAACAUUCUCAUGCUGCUAAAGAGAUGCUGUAACCACCCCUACCUGGUGGAGUACCCACUCGACCCUGCCACACAGGAGUUCAAGAUUGAUGAACAGCUGGUGCAGAGCUCUGGGAAGUUUCUCAUCCUGGACAGACUUCUGCCUGCCCUGAAGAAGAGGGGACAUAAGGUUCUGAUCUUCAGUCAGAUGACGUCCAUUCUGGAUAUUCUGAUGGAUUACUGCUAUCUGCGGGGCUUUCAGUACAGCCGGCUGGACGGCAGCAUGUCCUACUCUGACAGAGACGAAAAUAUGACCAAGUUUUCCCAAGAUCCCGAGGUGUUCCUGUUCCUGCUGAGCACCAGAGCCGGAGGACUUGGGAUCAACCUGACAGCGGCUGAUACUGUCAUCAUCUUCGACAGCGACUGGAACCCCCAGGCAGACUUGCAGGCUCAGGACCGCUGUCAUCGCAUCGGGCAAACCAAACCAGUGGUGGUGUACCGCCUGGUCACAGCCAACACCAUCGACCAGAAGAUCCUGGAGAGGGCUGCGGCCAAGAGGAAGCUGGAGCAGAUGGUCAUCCACAAGAAUAAGUUCAAAGGCGGGAAGGCAGAGCUGAACCAAAGUAAAAGCUGCAUUGAUCUGGAUGAGCUGAUGGAGCUGCUCAAAGCCAGAGGCACUGAGAAGGAGGUGAAAGCAUCAAGGGGGAAGGUGAUCAGCGACAAGGACCUGGAGGUUUUGCUGGAUCGCAGUGACUUGCUGGACAAAGAAAAGGGGAACCUGAAGAAAGAGAAGGUGGGAGUCUUCAGAGUGAUCGAUGCCAAAGAGUCGUCAAAGAUGACGUUGACCUGAGAACAUUUGAAACAUUGAGAUCUGAACUUCUCACCAGUCCCAGAAAAAAAGCUAAAGCUGCUCCCAGAUGGCUCACAACUGCUGUCACUGAAAUGUAACAAAAAUAUCCUGAAACUGCUGUUUGUAGUGUAGUGUAUGUUUUGUCUUUUACUUUCUUAACUGCCUUGAUACCACUCUGUUUAAUGAGCGUUUCCGUUGUACUGUUUUGGUGUUAGCAUAGUCUGAGGUGUUUAAUCACUGUACACCUUUUAAGAGUUUGAAGGACAUCUCUGAGCUUUUGAUCAUUUCUGUGCCAACAUAUAAAGGGGGGAAAAAAGAUUCAGUGUGCGCGAUCCUCCUUCUCUCUCUUACAGUGGCAUUAAGACUAUCAUUGAUACACAAUGUAGAACCUGCCAGAGAACCCACAACAUUGCAAUCCAAAUGUUUGAUUAGAAAUCAGACCUGUAGACUGACAAGUUUUCCCAUUGAACCUGAUGAAUUGGAUUCUUUAGUCACACUCAGGAAGCUGUUCACGUAAACAAUUAUUUUUGUUAAGAGACUUGAGAUUCUUUUUUGACCUUCAGUCAAACGGCCCUCUCACUGUUGGCAUGCACAGGGUCUAUGCAUCUGUUUAACCACACAAAGCUGUAGUGACGUGUCCGGUUAGUCCUCUUGAUUUAUUUGGCCAUUCAGAACAGAUUAUCUAUAACAAUGUUGUAAUCAAAGCACUUUCAUGCAGGUGAAGCAUGUUUUUUCAUGUCUUUUAUAUAAAUAAAGUAAACUUGAUAUCUA
Micropterus salmoides (largemouth bass) is the source of this 3723-nucleotide messenger RNA. It is a transcript of the gene hells, whose product is annotated as helicase, lymphoid specific. Gene Ontology annotation, molecular function: chromatin binding; ATP-dependent chromatin remodeler activity; ATP binding. The transcript has 24 exons. The coding region runs from base 340 to 2952 and encodes 870 amino acids. Gene Ontology annotation, biological process: lymphocyte proliferation; pericentric heterochromatin formation; DNA methylation-dependent constitutive heterochromatin formation. The record is from RefSeq and is a predicted model, not a curated record. Lineage: Eukaryota; Metazoa; Chordata; Actinopteri; Centrarchiformes; Centrarchidae. Gene Ontology annotation, cellular component: nucleus; pericentric heterochromatin.